AGCCAUAUGGGCAGCCCUGGAUCACCCAGCACUGGAGGCAUCGCUGCUGACAUUGCUGCGGAUACACUGCAAAGCUCUGACGCGCUGCGUGAGCGCCCAAACAAGAUGCGAUGGCUACUCCUCAUCUUCCUGCCGGCAGCAUCUGCAGAAUGCCAGGCCGCAGCAGUCAUACUGUCACCCGGCGCGCGCGUCGACAGCGGCCGCGAGGUCAAGCUCAUGGACUCCGGCGGCGCCGGCUGCGAGAGUUGCUGGGAGCUGACGCAUCCCGCGCUGGCGCCGAUCGGGGGCUGCUUCGAGGCCGGCACGGCCGUCGACGUCGCGCUUCCCGCGAACGGUGGGUACGUCGCAAGGCUGCGCCUGCGCGACGUCGCCACGCAAGCAGUCGUGGCGGAGGCCGAGCGAGAGUUCGUCGCGGGCCCCCCGGAAAAGUGCGCGGCGCGGCUGCGCGCGAGGAGCGACCUGGCCACGAACUACCGCGAGGCCAUCGAGCGGGAGGGGCGACGCGCGUUCGGCGUGGAGGGCAACGGCUCCGCCGUGCAGCGCUCGGAGGUCUAUAUUGACCUCGAGGCGUCGCCGCUCUGCUACGGCGUCGUGGGCACGUCGCGCGAGGCUGUGCUCGGCACGGCGAGCGGGGCGCGCGGCUUCUGGGGCGUCGACUUUGGACGGCAGGAGUUCGGCCACGGCGACCGCAUCCUGCUGGACUUCGUGCUGUCGAGGCACCGCGCCGACGUGCGCAACAUCGCGGAGUUUGGCACGGGCGGCGGCAUCACGUCCUUCUACCUCGGCGUGGCGGCGGCCUUGCGGGGCGGGACGCUGGACACCUCCGACGUCGUCGACGCGCGGGCGGCCGACGUGCUCAAGGUGUGGCUGCCGUCGAUGCGCUUCCACAAGGCGGACCUUGCGGGCGCCGUCGCGAACGACGCCGUCGACGCCGCGAUACGAGCGGCGUCGGUCGUGCUCGUGGACCACGUCGACCGCCUCGAGUUCUGCCGCGACGUCGUCGCGCCGCGGCUUCCGCGGCGAGGUCUCUUACUGGUGCACGACUUCACGCCGCACGCUGGGCCAGGACCCACGUUGCAUCAGGCGUGGGCGGAAGCUCUCGCACCACAAGGGUUUUCGCGCUUCUACAGGGACUACGGCGACACGUUUUUUUCGUCUCUCGCAGUGUUCGCGAGACCGGCGGACUUCGACGACUUCCUCGCCGAGGGCGCGAGGGGCAUUGUAUAG
Pelagomonas calceolata is the source of this 1227-nucleotide messenger RNA. The record is from the annotation of a GenBank genome assembly. NCBI's taxonomy places the organism in Eukaryota, Pelagophyceae, Pelagomonadales, Pelagomonadaceae.